UUUCCCCCCAUGCAAGCCGCUAAUUCGAUCAGCAACAUAUUGCAUGCCCUCCAGACCAAUCAAUUGUCUGUUGCGGGCUUUGUGCAGGGUUUAUUGAAUAGCAAAGAUCCGCAUCAUCACAUUGGGCGCGAGUCUCUGCUUCGCAAUGCUGGAAACAUCUGUUCAUUGCUCUAUCAUCAAGAGAGCGCCCACGAGCCAGUAUCAAAAUGGGCAAUUGCAGCAGUUACAAAGAUAAUCUGCAGAGAAGUUACUGAUUUGAGCCAUGAGAGGCACGGGCUAUAUUUCAAGGCAAGUGCUGCAACGGUCGAGCAGCUCGAAGGCAAAUUUAUGGAGAUGAUGGCAACAAAAAUCCAUCAGGACCGCCGUCGUGCCAUGAUAAAUCUUGAUGGCAUGGCAAGUAGCCUUGGUUCAGAGGCAGAGAUGGAUCUUGGCGAGUUUGGUGGUCAUGAAACUGAAGGUUGGAAGAGUGCAACAUCUAUGCAAAAGACACCCAAAAAAAACCAGGUAUGGGCAGCAGAAAGGAAUGCUGCGCUAAUGGCCAUUGUGAGUCUGGUUGUCUGCAUCAGUAUAUUCCUACAGAACUCAAAUGAGAGGUGCAAUUACCUUCAAGGCAUCCUUGGGUUCUUUUAUCACUCGACCUCGGUCCCAGAGAAAGUCAUCGAAACGCUUGCUCAUGCCGGUCUGUCCAUCAGCAUUUCUUCAAUCCACAGUGCUGUCCAAUCUGUAUCAAACCAGACAUCAGCUAGAAUAAGACACGCAGUUCGAUCACUACAGUCAGCAUUUGCUUACGAUAACUUUGAUAUUGACUUCAAAACUGAUCAGCCAACGCUCAAGCACCGUUCAAAUUUUGUCAGUGCAACCUCUGCGACUGUCAUACCACUGUUUGGCGUGAACAGCGCCAACCAGUUGCGCUGUUCCCAGUGGAUGUGGGAAUGA
Suillus bovinus is the source of this 936-nucleotide messenger RNA. RefSeq lists its product as uncharacterized. The annotation marks the transcript as partial. The record is from RefSeq and is a predicted model, not a curated record. The transcript is spliced from 4 exons. NCBI's taxonomy places the organism in Eukaryota, Fungi, Basidiomycota, Agaricomycetes, Boletales, Suillaceae.